This is a messenger RNA of Psilocybe cubensis, 390 nucleotides long. RefSeq lists its product as uncharacterized. Lineage: Eukaryota; Fungi; Basidiomycota; Agaricomycetes; Agaricales; Agrocybaceae. The transcript is spliced from 3 exons. The record is from RefSeq and is a predicted model, not a curated record. The coding region runs from base 1 to 390 and encodes 129 amino acids.
AUGCAGAUUUUCGCCAGACUAAACCUCCUUGCCGUCCUCGGCGCGAUACUUGCUGCGAACUACGCGCUAGCGUCUCCUCUCCCUAAUGAUGGUCUGCAAGUUAUGGCGCGGUCCGAUGCGGUUGAGGCGACGGUCUACACUGUCGACGCAGCCGAUUUGGACGCCUUGAUGAAUGAUCCGGACUUUAGCAUCUCUGAUUUCGUCAGCAAGGUCAAAUCUGCUGCAAACACAGUCAAGUCCGCUGCAAACACAGUCAAAGAAGGGAUAAAGACCGCAGCGACAGUUGCGAAGCCUAUUGUUGACACUGCGGCGCAAAUCGCUCAGUUCACCCCGCUUGCUCCGGAAGCCGCUAUCAUAACCAAAGUUGUUGAGUACGUAUCCCUGACGUAG